Messenger RNA from Python bivittatus (Burmese python), 453 nucleotides. The record is from RefSeq and is a predicted model, not a curated record. Lineage: Eukaryota; Metazoa; Chordata; Lepidosauria; Squamata; Pythonidae.
AUGCAGGAAGAAGUGUUCAACCGUCCACAGGAGGAGUGGCUGGCCCCUUCUCAAAAAUCUCCAGAUGUGGAGAAGGUACCGCUUCUGUUGAUCCGCUGUUCCACCGAAGUCCAGAAGCUCUCCAGUCUUGUCCUGCCCUCGGAGGUCAUCAUCGCCCAGAGCUCCAUCCCCGGGGAGGGGCUGGGCAUCUUCUCCAAAACCUGGAUCAAAGCCGGCACCGAGAUGGGACCCUUCACCGGCCGGAUCAUCUCUCCGGAGCACGUGGACCUCUGCAAGAACAACAAUCUCAUGUGGGAGGUCUUCAAUGAAGAUGGGACUGUUCGGUAUUUCAUUGACGCGAGUCAGGAGGACCACCGCAGCUGGAUGACCUACAUCAAGUGUGCCCGGAAUGAACAGGAGCAGAAUCUGGAGGUGGUCCAGAUUGGGAACAGCAUCUUCUACAAAGCCAUUGAG